UACAGUGUUUCCAGCAUGUUUCACAUGUAGUGUUUGUAACACUGAUGUAUCAUGUCAGUAAAUGCAGAAACUCUCUGGAAUGAAACAUUAAAGCACCGCGCGACUGUGGAGGACAGAAGACCGCGGGAAACUUCGCUUAUUUGGAGCGAGACAGAAUCGAACUUUAGGUUUAAUAUCCAUGGAACUUCUUUUUAAUUGAGGUGGAACGUUCAAGAGUUCUGAAUUCGGUUUGUGGUUAAACCAAGCGUGCUUUUCUGAACAUCAGUGGCGGGUAAAUAAAGUUUUAAAGCGCCGCGGGAUACACUGUAACAUUGACGCAACUCUAGAGACGAUACAUCGGGUUUGGGUUUUAUUAUUGACUCCUUUCAGUCAUUUGUAGUGAUUUCUAAAGUACUUUUGAGGAUUUUUUUGAAGUAUUUGUUUAGAGGAUACUUGUUGCAACUCUGAAUAAAACAAUAAGACAAUAGAUGGAGUGACAUCUUCAUUUUAUCAUCAGUCAAGUGCCUCAAAUAGGUGGGGUGUGUGUGAUGUUAUGUGAGUGUUUACCAUGGUACAGAAGAGACUCUGGCUUCUGAAUGUCACCGUCGCUGCCGCCCUCUGUCUUCUGCGUCCCUCUCUGAGUGCUGAAUCAGUGGUCCAGGGAAGGGUCGGGGGUUUUGCCGAGCUGGGUUGCAGCCUGACACCGCCAUCUGAAGGGACCACCUCCCCGAAUCUCUUCCCCUUGCAUGUGGUGGAGUGGGUCCGGUUGGGAUACAACGUCCCCAUCCUCAUUAAAUUCGGCGGAUACACACCACGAGUGCAUCCAAACUACAGAGGUCGUGUGUCUUUGAGUCGUGGAGCAUCUCUUCUGGUUGAUAAAUUGACUCUGGAGGAUGAGGGCUGGUUUGAGUGUCGGAUUCUCCUACUGGACAGAACCACAGAUGAGUUCCAGAAUGGCACCUGGAAUUUCCUUUCCAUCUCCGUUCCUCCGGUAUUCGUGAAGACACCACCUGCCUUUCUGGAGGUCCUGUUGGGUGAAUCUCUCACACUUCACUGUGAAGCUCAUGGAAACCCCAAACCCAUCAUCACCUGGAGAAAAGAUGGAGCUACAGAUAAGAAACAUGAUACAAUUCAGGUACUCAAUGAAACCUUGUUAUUAAGCAAGGUUACCAGGGAAACGUCAGGAAUGUACAAGUGUCACGUGUCAAACCAAGAGGGGAACCUCUCCCACACCACCCAGCUGCAGGUCAAAGGUCCUCCAAUUAUCAUCAUUUCCCCCGAGGACACCACCAUGAACAUGUCCCAGGAUGCAGUUCUGCAAUGCCAAGCGGAGGCGUACCCUUCUAACCUCACAUAUGAGUGGUGGAAACAAGAACAAAACGUGCAUCACAUCGAAACUCUGAAAUCGCGGGUGAAAAUCUUGGUGGAUGGGACGCUCCUCAUAUCAGGUGUUAUUCCUGAAGAUUCUGGAAAUUAUACUUGCACUCCCACCAAUGGUCUGAUGACUCCUCCCUCUGCAUCUGCCUACCUCAAAGUUAAACAUCCUGCACGAGUGGUCCGGAUGCCCCGUGAGACUUAUCUGCCUGCAGGCAUGAGGGGAACCAUCAUAUGCCCAGUUCAAGCUGAGCCACCAAUGCUGUAUGUUAACUGGACCAAAGAUGGGGCCUCCUUAGACCUGGAGCAGUAUCCAGGAUGGAUGGUCAACUCGGAGGGCUCUGUGUUUAUAACCACAGCCAAUGAUGAUGCUGUGGGCAUGUACACAUGUACAGCCUAUAACAGUUACGGGACCAUGGGUCAAUCAAAUCCAACCAAAGUUAUUCUGAAGGACCCGCCCUCGUUCCGUGUCUCACCCCGUGCCGAGUAUCUACAGGAAGUGGGCAGGGAGCUGGUGAUACCCUGUCAAUCUCAGGGAGACCCCGCCCCUAACAUCACAUGGACAAAGCUCGGUCCCGCCCCUCGCUCUCCAUUUACAGUCCUAUCCAAUGGCUCUCUGGUACUGCAUCCUCUCAGUAAAGACCACCAGGGGGCGUGGGAGUGUCUUGCCACAAACCGUGUGGCCACUGUCAGCGUUGGAACCAUGGUGUUAGUGCUAGGCACAAGUCCUCAUGCUGUUACCUCUGUAUCUGUGGAUCCAGGGAUGAAUCAGGCCAAUGUGUCCUGGGAGCCAGGCUUUGAUGGAGGAUACACACAGAAAUUCACUGUCUGGGUAAAACCCACUGUGAGAGGCAAACAUGAAUGGGCAUCAAUCCCUGUACCAACAUCCAAAACGUCCCUGCUGGUGACGGGUCUGCAAGCAGCCACUAGUUACCAGUUCAGUGUUCUUUCCCAAAACAAGCUGGGCUCUGGACCUUUCAGUGAGAUCGUCACCAUUAGGACUCUUGCAGGUCCUCCAACUGAAGUGCCUACUGUGGUGACCACAAUCGCAAAAUUUUCCCCUCCAACCUCCCUAUCAGCCAAUCGCACCUCAGCGGGUGUACUGCUGCAAUGGUUGCCACCUCCAGAAGAGUUUCCACCAAUCACAGCCAUUGUCCUUCAAGCGAGGCGGGAAAAGGGGGAAUGGGUCACUCUAUAUAGAGCGAUCACUGUCAACGCAACCGAACUGAUAGUUCAGGGACUUUUCCAGGACUCCAACUAUGAGCUGCGUCUUCUGUCUCGCAGAGACAAACUGGUCAGUGCGCCCAGUGAAUCAGUCGUCAUCUCCACUGAAGGUAUGGAGAUUUAUCCAGCACCUCCCAGCCUCCUGGCUAACGUCCCUGAACCCCUGUUGGCUGGCGUGAUUGGAGGCGUUUGUUUCCUGUUUGUAGCCAUCAUACUCUCUUUGGUGGCCACUUGCAUAAUGAACCAUAAAAGGGAACGACACAGAAUAAAGAGGCGUGAUGAUACUCCCUCUGCCUUCCAGAAGAGUUCAUCUCUGCAAGCUUGCUCGCCUUCUGACAGCCCCGACAGUGUGCUGAAAUUAAAGCUGUGCUCUCCACUAAACUUCUUCCCCAACUCGUCCUCUUCUGAUCGUUCAGACCGAUCCUCAUUUGAUAAGGGCAGCCGAAGAGAGUACCAGGAUCAGAGAAAGCAGCUUCUCUCCUCGUCCUCUCCACCACCACACUAUACUCAGUUUGAGAGCCACUUUGGGGGCACUCCAUCACCCACAUCUGCUAUUGAGUCCAUAUCCAGAGGUCCUGAUGGCCGCUUCAUUAUCCAACCCUCUCUAGAAGACUCCACUCAAACCCACAUCACGAAGAACCUUAGAAAAGAAUUUCCACAAUCCCUUGGUAAAGGCAAAGGUGGUGAGAGUAACAAUGGGUAUUUUAAGCAGUCCACUAAAUCCAAUUCUGAAAGUUUAGAGAGGGAUGGACAGAGAGAGUCACCCUCAGCAUUGACGGUGCACCCUCCCGAUCCAGAGAGACCCCCUCACUCUCCAGGCAGGGUGAAGUCAAUGGCCAGAAACUUCUCCCGCCAUGGUUGCUUCUACUCAGAUGAGGAACAGGGCUGCUCUGAGGCCUUACUGGAAAGAGCCAGCUUUAAUUCUGAAAGCAGCGAAAAGAGGGCAAGAGGCUCUCUAAAGAAAUACCAGAGUGUCAGCGAUAGGGAAGAUAUAUUCCCAAGCUUGACUAGGAGGGCCCGAGCCCUAGAGAGAGAGAGGUUGCUCCAUCAGGCAGGUUUCCAAUCCACAAAUGGAGAAAGCCAGCUGACAGAGCCCAGCACUAUGGUUUCUCAUCUGGAUAAUGAACAAGAGAGUGACAACUUGAGCAAAUGCCUGAGGCUGGUGAAGAAACGUGAGCUAAUAGAGAGGGAGCUUGAGCACUAUUCGGCUAGCCAAAGAGCACAGGCACAUGAUCGAGAACAAAGACGCUCCAAGUCUGCAAGCCCCUUAAGAAAGUGGACAGGUGUUGAGUCUGAGGACCCUGUUUGGAAGCCUCAAGACAUUCAAUUACGGCAUAAAACUCGACCCAGCAGCCUAGCCCAGCAUGUAUCAGACUAUAGGAGGGGCUGUUAUUUUAGCAACACAAGCAGUCCUAUGGAGAGACUGCUCCCUUCUUCUUCCUCAUACAUUCAAUGGGACAUAAGCCCUGUGACAUCCCCAACCAGCCUGGUGCCAGUCCAGAGACUCUCAGAAGGGAGCACACCCCAUUCCCUGUACCCUCAUACACAUCAACAAAACCUUGCCAAAGUAGAUGACUCAUUGGCACUAGAGUUCACCAAUGUCUCGUGUUCACCAGCAACACAAAACACCUCUCUCACAUCUCCAACCAGGGACAGCCCUUCUCCCAGUAGGACCAACAUGAGUGGGGUACAGGCUAGACUCCUGGAGAUACCCCAGAAAAAUGAAAAGGAAUUGCCCAAUAGGACUUUAGUUGAAGAGGGUUGGAUGCAAGAGAGAAAUGUGGAAGCAGAUGCUCCAGCAUUUAGAUCAGCAUCUCCUGCUCCCUUGAGUUCUCAACACAUUGUUCAAGACACCAGUUCUAGCCCAUAUCACCUUAAUCCCAGCACUCAACGUGUUACAGACACAGAGGAGGUAAGGGUGAAUCACAGAGUCAGUCUGAGCCAUAGUCCCUCAGGCUGCUCUACAUUGCCCUAUGAUCAUCAGAAAGCAGGCACAAAGAAAAAUGGGAUAGUAAGUGAAGAGCCCAGCUCCCUACUUUCAUACAGUGAGCAAGAGAAAGAGGGUAUCAGGGCUCGAUCCCGAAAGAGUGACAAAUGUGUCUUCAGUGACAGCCCUAGUCGUGUAUCCCCCUUGACCUUGUUUGAAAAUGAGGCUGAGAGUGAUCAGUCAAAUUUCUCCAGAAUGUCUGAAUCAAUGAAUGUCAAGCUUGCUCCUCAAUCCGUCAGGAUGUCCCCGCUGCUGACCAGCACCAUCUUGGAAUACUUAAGUCUUCCGGGUUUUAUUGAGAUGAGUGUAGAUGAUCCUGUAGAAGUGACUGAGCCUUCAGAAUCUGUUUUGCCCAGUGCUAAGUUAGAUACUGGGACACUUUCAAGAGUUGAGCCUGACAUUGUACCCAAAAGUUGGGAAAAACAUGGCCAGGACCACACUGAGGCGAAGGCUUGUCACAGUGGGGGCACCCCAAUCGUUCCUAUGGUAGAUCAGAAACCUGAAUGUAUUCCACAUUCUGGACCCUGUUCACAAUUAGAAACAAGAGAUGCAUGUGUUACAUCAGUCCCAUCAGACACCAGCAAUAAACUCUUCUCAGCACAUAAAGAGAAGGAACAGAGUUCUGAGCCUUUGCUUUUUCAGAGGAGUCCAGGGUCACAAAAGCAAGAAUAUACUCUGUGUAGUCCAGCACAGACAUUAGUAAGCACAGCUAAAAGUGUUGCAGCAAUAGUCUCCAAAAGUCAUAUCCAUGCUGAAAAGAUUCAAGACUUUACAUCUCAAAGAGAUCAAUCACACGGUGAAAGGACAAAAAAGAUAUCCUCACAGAUCUAUCAAGCCCCCAUGCCUUUCAUGAAGAAAUCAGUUAGCAUUGGUCCUUGUAGGAUGCUUUCUGGAGUUGGGCAGCCUCGUCCUUUACUUAAGAAAUCUAUUAGUUUUGGUUGUCAGAAAUGGGAUCAUAAUGAAAGACCAAAAACGUAUAUCUCUGAGACCUGUAACAGAGACGAGAUUCCCCAUCCAGAUAAAAGGGUCAACUCAUAUAGCUUGGGUCGUACCCCUGCACGUUACUCUCCAAUGUCAGGCCCAUCAUGGCGAGGGUCAGUGCCCUUUCAACCACCUACCAGUUAUAGUCUAGAGAAAUGUUGCCACAUUCACAGACCUCCCUUGAGUACCUACUACCAUACACCUGGCCCCCCAGUCCCAGAGCUAUCAAGAUGGAUGGAAUCAUCUCUUCCUCGUAGACGAGAGUCAGAUCCACGUCGACAGGCAGCCAUCUUCCCAGACUCCUCGAGGUGGCCUCUGUCCUAUCAGGAUACACUCAGGUCCCUUCAGCAUAAGUAUGUCCCACAAGACCCUUCUCAACCUUUUGGUCCAACCAGAUCUGUGGCCAGGGGGGACUUUCUGCAUCCUGCAGAACCUAGAAGGGGUCCACAAAGGCCGUUCCUCCCCAGGGGUUACAGCUGGCCUUCACCAUAUCAUACAGUCUUUCCUCUACGAGAGCGGGACUUUUCGAGAGAAUUGGACAAGGGGGUGGGCGCAGUUAAGGGUUGUACAGAGGCAGAAGUCAGGGAUAUCAGAGGAGAUGGGGGCAGAGCCAGUUAUGCCAGCCAGAGCAGUGGAAGGGGUAGUGUGGGGCCAUAUGGACACCUACGGCAGUCUCUUUCCAUCACCCCAACCCUACUCAGCUCGCCAGAGACCACAGAGGAGAGCGACAGGUACAGGGCAGACCAAGACCUUCGAGAGAAGAGGACAAAAAGAAGAAAUACCUUAGUAGAUGAAAGUUAUGAAUGGGAUGCUGCAGAAUACUCUGUGGAUCAUGACAUCCUGGAGGCCAUGAAGAUGGAGCGGCCCCAAGCAGGUGUUGGGCGAGGAAGGGAGUUCAGGCAUGAUUGCCCCCACUCCACCGCUGGCCUCCGGGACUUCCAGAGUAAACGCCUGUACUCCAUCAGUCCUCCCCCAAUAUUCCAGCCUCCUAAGCGCUGGUACAACCAUUCCCUCAGUGAUGCCCGCUUCAAUGCUCUGCGACAGGAGUUCCAUGAGUACCGCAGGGCCCAGGAAUCCCGAGACCCCUGUAUCCCACCUGAUCCAGACGCUGAUUCCAGCUCCGCACUGCUCUGAGAGCCUUACCCUGCGCAUUCCAAGGAAGAAGAUGAUUUUAUAAGUGUAAACUUGACAAAUCCAGAGAAAGCAAAGGAUCCAGACAUGCAACCUUGAUGUAAUUUCAGAGCUGAGUGAAGGACUUUGUGAUGAAAUUGUUAAAGCGCAUUAAUGUUCCUACUGGUUUUUGUUCAUGUAGUUAUGUAUGUAUUUAUCUGUUGUCAGCAAUCACAGAUUGCACUUCUAUCUUUCCAAACUGAAAGCAAUGAGCAGCGAGGACAGUUUUCCAGAAAAUAAAAGAAACUAAAUUGAAAGUAUGACUGUUUUGAUACAGUUUUUGUAAUUUUAGUGUUCACUUUAGGUAACGGGAAGAAAAAUAACAACAUCCAAAGGUUGUUUUUAAUUUCUAAUAAUCAAAAACCAAAUCAAAACAAUAGCAUUGCAAAAGUCUGCUUUUGACAAUCAGACACUGCAGCCAAGAAAACAGAUUAUAUUUCAAACACUGAAAUGUAUUAUGUUGUUAUAUUUUACAUGUACAUGAGCGGGGCUGGACUGGACUGGGAAGAGAAAUCGGCCUGGGGGGGUGUUGUUCGAGUGUCCUUUAUGCAUAUCGCGGUGCCGUAUUGUGGUCCGUUCUGCAUAAAGCAACGGCCAUUUUAGCUUAUCGUGCCCAUUCGGGACGAUUCGUGGCCGACCCACCAGCACGCUCUGUUCUCCCAAUGGCCAUUCCACGCCUGAUCGGCCCCAAAGUGCGUCGGCCCACCGGGAAAAUGCCCGGUAUGCCAGAUUACCAGUCCAGCCCUGUGCAUGAGUAAAUGUAUAUAUCGAUAUAAUUUUGCAGUUAUGUAUGUUUACAAUGUUCAUAUUUGAGUACUGUUCAUCAUGAAUUGUCUCCGAUAUUUUCCUUUCAGUCAAGUCCCAAUUUCUGUUAUAAUUUAAAGCAAAAAAAUCAGUGGCAAUAUUGAGUUGAGAAGCCAACCAUGAACCAAACACUCCUCUCAAAUUACUUGUUUUAAUACUUAAUGUGAUAAACUCUCCCAAACAAAACCAGACAUUUUGCAGCCAGCUCUCUAAAUGUUUUAAACUUGUUUGACUUUUUUUUACAAAGAAUAUCUUUAUGUAACAUGGCUGAAACAAAAGAUGUGAUGUCUGACAUUGUAUGAACUGUAUGAAUGAUGUUUCUGACAAGACGUUUUGUUACUCAUGUCAAUGUGUUCUUAAUGUUGUAAAUAUUUAGUCAAAAAACAAAUUAGAUUCUUUUUCAGAUCGUGUACAACUGUUCAUGAAUGUUUUAAGAAAACGUUUAUCUAUCUUAUAUUUAAGAUGCUGCUGUACAUUUUUGUAAAACAUUCAGAGAUUUUUGAGAGGUGAUUUUAAAAUUUUGAAAAAAGUUUUUUAUUUGUUCUUGUAUUUGGUUUUUAUAUGUGUUGUACGACUAAAUAAAGCAUUCCACAGAA
This is a messenger RNA of Xyrauchen texanus (razorback sucker), 8115 nucleotides long. RefSeq lists its product as uncharacterized. Lineage: Eukaryota; Metazoa; Chordata; Actinopteri; Cypriniformes; Catostomidae. Gene Ontology annotation, biological process: cell-cell adhesion. The record is from RefSeq and is a predicted model, not a curated record. Gene Ontology annotation, molecular function: protein binding.